AUGACCGAGGCUAUGACCAUUGGAGCUUGUGCUUCUCCAAUCUUUACGACGUUGUCAACGAUCUCAAGGAGUGUUGUGAAUAGAGUUGAUAUCGUCUCAUGGACUACUAUUGAUCGGAACCGGCUUGAUGGUCCAAAGAUAGGGAGGGUGGAUGUUGUAGUCUUUGUCAUCUUAGUCAUCUUAGCAUUCUUAGUGUUCUCAAUCGUUUCUUUGUACUUCAAGCGAUUGCAGCUCGCCUUCAUCUUGGUCACAAAACAUGUGAGAUCGGCUAGGAAGAAGAAGCGAAGGAUGCUUCUUCCGCUGUCUAUGUAA
Molecule: messenger RNA, 312 nt
Organism: Eruca vesicaria subsp. sativa (arugula)
Lineage: Eukaryota; Viridiplantae; Streptophyta; Magnoliopsida; Brassicales; Brassicaceae
Source: the annotation of a GenBank genome assembly